AUGGAGGGGUUGAGACGUCCGAGGUCUGUCGUAUGCCUGACCUUCGGUCUUUUAUUGGGUUUGACCAUAGUGUCACUACACCUCUCACCUACCGCCAGAGAAUAUGCAUCCGAUAAACUCCCUCCAUUAUCGAUCCCCAAGAUAUUUUCCAAACCCUCCUCUCCUAUCCCUCCCAUUUCCCCAUCCCCAUUCUCACCCUCUAUCCAUUCGACACCUAUCGACACUUCUCCACAGUCCACUUCUCCCGAUCCACGUAUAAGCCAGACAAGGUAUCUAGGGGGUGUACCAGGCCAUCAAGUUUUCCAAAAUUUAUGGAUCAAGAAUCAGACUUUUUAUGUGUUGAAUACCCGUAGAAAGACUAUACCAGGUAUGAGCAGGGUGGUUAGUGGGGAUACCCUUUGGGAGGUAGUGAGGGAUCCUGAAGAUUUGGAGAUGAGGGGUGCUGAAGAUGCUUUGGUCUUAGAGGGAUCUACCAUAUUCAUCAACGACGGAGCCAAGACAGACAUGUGGCAUUUCCUAUCCUCGUACUACCCUUUCAUCGCCGAGGUAUUCCUAGGCUCUAUAACGGCACUCGCAUCCGUACCGGCACCGAUGGAGUUGGUCGAACAAGUCAGACCAGGUAUAGAAGUUCCUAAACUGCCGAAGAGAGUGGUGAUACCUUGGAAAGCUGCUGAAGGAUGGAGAGAUGAAGAGGGAAUGAAUGAGUUGGUACUCAAAGGUGUAUUUGGAGAAGCCAACCUCAUCGAGCCCUAUCACUGGAGUAUGCUUAAUGAUGAAUCGCAAUCUCACCAAGGCUGGAUUUUCCUCGAGCGAGUGGUCAUAGCGGACCGAUGGGCUUCGCAUCGACACAACCCCCUCUCAGAUUCCCUCAACAAAAUGGCAGCUUCGAUAUUCUCCCGUCCACAUCCUCCAUUCUUCUUCACACCUAUAAGAGAAGCGUUCUUAUCUCACUUAUCAAUUCCCCUACCGCCCAAUCGUCUAGAUCCUCAGAGAGCUCUGAAAGGUCUACCGAAGAUUGUUUAUGUGGAUAGACAGAAUACGGAUAGGAAACUUAGCCCCGAAGGACAUAGAGAAUUGUCGGUGGUGUUGGGUGAGAUCGAGUCGAUUGGGAAAGCUACAGUUGGACAUAAGAAGUUGGGUAAAUUGGGUGGGAAGGAGAAGGUUGAGGCUGUACAUGAUGCCGAUAUCCUUAUUGGAGUACAUGGUGAUGGGUUGACUAAUCAACUAUGGAUGCCCGAAGGUGGAAUAGUGAUUGAGAUAUUCCCUCCCAACUCUUGGUUGCCCGAACAUCAAAUCGUAUCUGAUAUAUUAAACCACGAAUAUAUACCGAUCUGGAAUGACCGUGCGAUAUCAAGGGAAGAAUGGGAUACCUUCCCCCGACAGCAUGGUGAACACUUACUGAACAAUGGAGAGGAUAUGCCUCUCGAUGGCACGUUUUUGAGAUUAUUACUGGAGGAGAUAGUACAGAGGAUGACGGGGCCGUGA
Kwoniella botswanensis is the source of this 1485-nucleotide messenger RNA. RefSeq lists its product as uncharacterized. The record is from RefSeq and is a predicted model, not a curated record. NCBI's taxonomy places the organism in Eukaryota, Fungi, Basidiomycota, Tremellomycetes, Tremellales, Cryptococcaceae. Bases 1 to 1485 code for a protein of 494 amino acids. Gene Ontology annotation, molecular function: glycosyltransferase activity. The transcript has 10 exons.